Molecule: messenger RNA, 1368 nt
Organism: Peronospora matthiolae
Lineage: Eukaryota; Oomycota; Peronosporomycetes; Peronosporales; Peronosporaceae
Source: the annotation of a GenBank genome assembly
AUGGAGAUCGAGCUCGCUUAUGGUGAAUCUCGCGGAUACUGGAAACAUUAUUCACCCGGGAAGUGGUUCAAACAAGCGAAAGCCGUUGGCAAGAUCAACAACGUAAAAGCUACUCUGUUAUUUGAUUCUGGUGCUGAAGUGUCGAUCAUUGACACCACCUUUGCUCGUGAGGUCGGUUGCAAUAUUGAAGAAAGUCAACGACAAGAAUGUAUCGGGAUUGGAGAAACUCCGUACAUGACGGUAGGACGUACCAAGAUCAAGGUGACCCUCGCGGGAUCGCUGGUAUACUAUUUCAAUGUAUGGGUAGGCGAUCUGGCAGGGCAAGAAGCGAUUCUGGGUAUGGAUUUUAUGGUGCCUGCUGGAGUGCGGCUCGAUCUAGCGGAUGGCGCGCUAUGUCUACCAGAAGAAAUUCGCAUUCAUCUCGCAGGACGUCGCCCCGCGUACGGAUCGAAGAUACAACAUAUAACGGCGAAGGACCAACACGUGGUGAUCCCGGUCGGAGAGUCAAGGGAAGUGAAUAUCGGGAUCGGAGGGGCUAAGAUGAAGUUGUGGAUGACCAACAUUGGCGACCGUGAGAUCAUACUGCCCACCCACACUAUAUUAGGCAUGUGGGUCGAAGGCGAUAUGGUACCGCGAACUCAAGGUUUGGUGACAGUCGGGUCAGGGAAGUACAAGGAAUGGCAAACUCUGGCAUAUGAGGCUACGACGGAUCGAGUGAACGAACUCCCGAAAGAACAGAUCGGACCGUUGGUAGACCGUCCUACGUAUGCCGCUCCCAAACGCAUCUUGAAACGUCCGUCUGAUGCGUCACAGAACCUGUCUCCGGCGAUAUCCACGGUAACGCCGCAAGCUAACGAUGACGAUUCGCAAAAGGCAGAUGCUGUAGCUGCGAGGGAAGUAACGGUCAGAGGAGCCGAACUAUCGUGGAUGGAGAACGGUCAUGAGAUCGGUACCCAACAUGCAACGAAGGGAGACCGCGACACCGGUCAAGAAGGGCUACGUGACAGAUCGUCUCUACCGAAGGCUGAGCCGACUGACCGACUGUUGAAAUUGGGCCAGCCGGAAGAGACGAAGGAGCCUAAAGAAGAAAUAAUGCUAAAUACUGAAGACGUCGAGAUUGCAGAAAUACCAGUUUAUCACCACGAGAGCGGAGAUUUGUUUGCGGAAGAUAUCGAGCAGCAUAUGGCCGUGCUACCAGAGAUGUCGGCGACUACGGAAGAAGUUACGAUUGAGGACAUUCAGAUCGGUGAUCCCGAUGUGCCUCUCACCACAGAUCAACAACGGCUCAGAUCGCUGAUCUGGAAGAGCCGUCACCUCCUCAUGGGCAAAGGUAAUGCUCUACCACCAGCACAGAGGCGCGAUCUGUGA